Molecule: messenger RNA, 1304 nt
Organism: Linum tenue
Lineage: Eukaryota; Viridiplantae; Streptophyta; Magnoliopsida; Malpighiales; Linaceae
Source: the annotation of a GenBank genome assembly
GGCAAGAAGAAGGCAAGGUGUCAUUAUUGUGGAAAGCCACUGGCUGGGGAUCCCUCGGGAAAUGGUACAAGUUCUUUGGGUAGGCAUACUCAAAGGUGCUUAAAGAAACAAAAAGAAAAGGGAAGCAGUUGAAUCUAGAACUCAAUCCAACUUCUGUUGAAGGGCAAGGAGUUUUGGGGACUUGGAAAUUUGAUCAAGCAUUUAUUAGAGCUGGGUUAGUUGAAAUGAUAACUCUAGAUGAAAUGCCUUUUAGGAGCGUGGAGAAAGAAGGGUUUAAGCGCUUCAUGGCACGUGCUUGUCGGAUGUUUAAGAGAUUACUUCAAGAUCAAGUAUUGAACAGGUUGGUUUACAUGGUUGUGGUGUUUGAUCCGAGGCAUAAGAUGAAUUAUCCGGAUCAUAUUUUCAAGAAGAUGUGUGGAGAGGAUAGGGAAAAAGUUUUGGUGAAAGAAUUGAAUGAUGAACUUGAGAAUUUGUUUGAAUAUUAUCAGAGUAAGAUGCCUCCUCCUGCUCCUUCUCCUACAAAACGUCGAGUACAAGUUGCCACUUCAAGUUCACCAAGAUCAGAUAGUGAUUCUGAAUCUUAUGAUGAUUAUGAUCCUGAUGAUGAUUAUGGAAAACCUCAAGCUGGUCAUACUAAGAGUGAGUUGGAGAAGUAUCUUGAUCAUCCUCGAGAAUAUGAUGAUGAUGAUGCCAAAGAAGAGUUUGAUGUGUUGAAGUGGUGGAAGACUAAUGCUAUGAUGUAUCCCAUCUUGAGUGAGAUGGCAAAGGAUCUGUUUGCUAUUCCUAUGUCAACUGUUCCUUCUGAGUCUGUUUUUAGCACAAGUGGGCGUGUUUUAGAUGAAUUAAGGAGCUCUUUGCAUCCUAAGAUUGUGGAAGCUCUCAUAUGCAGUCAAGAUUGGCUUAGAUCAAGUUCUAGUGAGUUUGUGGAGCAUCUUGAUGGUGAAGAUGAUGAUUAUGAGGAUCAAGAAGACUUCGUGAAUGUUUACAAUGCUAUUAUGGUGGAUGAGGUGGAAAUGUGUGAGCAUGUGAGUGGACACGAAGGUACAAGUACGAGCAAUGUCGGAGGGAGUGAUAUGUUUGGCUCGAGGAGUGGAACAAAUCAAGGAGGUGGAUCUAAUGCUUCAUUUGUUUCUCUUGAUCUUGAUGAGUAGAAAUGGUUUGGUGAAUUUGUUAUUUUGGAGUGAAUUUGGUGUUUGAUGUCUAAACUUUGGUUGUGAACUUGUAAUGCACUUUAUUUUUAUUUUGAAGUUUGAAUUCGACUUUGAGUUUGUAAUAGACAUGAAUGAUGGUUGUGAUUUUGUAUU